Messenger RNA from Lycium barbarum (goji berry), 721 nucleotides. Its product is annotated as ethylene-responsive transcription factor ERF098-like. The coding region runs from base 64 to 528 and encodes 154 amino acids. The transcript has a single exon. Gene Ontology annotation, biological process: ethylene-activated signaling pathway; regulation of DNA-templated transcription. NCBI's taxonomy places the organism in Eukaryota, Viridiplantae, Streptophyta, Magnoliopsida, Solanales, Solanaceae. The record is from RefSeq and is a predicted model, not a curated record. Gene Ontology annotation, molecular function: DNA binding; DNA-binding transcription factor activity.
UCCAAAACUUGAAAUCUCAAACAUAAGUACUUGAGAAGAAAAAAAACUCCAUAUAUAAUCAAUAUGGAGGGUAGUUCUUCUUCUUCUUCUAAGGGGAAAAAGGCCAUGCAAGAUAUAGAAAAUGGCAACAAAGGGAAGGAUGACAUCAAAUAUCGAGGCGUCCGGAGGCGUACAUGGGGCAAAUUCGCAGCGGAGAUACGUGACCCCACGAGGCAAGGCGCUCGCCAGUGGCUCGGGACGUUUGACACAGCUGAGGACGCGGCGAGGGCCUAUGACAAGGAAGCAUUUAACCUAAGGGGAAGUCGUGCUACUUUGAAUUUCCCUAAUGAGUAUUAUUCUAAGCUCAAUGAUCCUCCUUAUUGUAACUAUCGUACUUCAUCAAACAUUAAUUCAAGAAGAGGUUUGGAUAAUGGAAUUUCACCAACUGGUCAAGGAAAUGAAGUUAUUGAGUUCGAGUAUCUUGAUGAUAGUGUGCUAGAGGAGCUUCUUGGAGCAGAAGAGUCAAAGAUGACAAGAAAGGGAGGUUAAACUUUGUAAUUUUAAGUUACCUUCCCAUUUCCCCUCAUCUUUUUCUCUUCUUAUUUUGUUCCUUUUAUAAUCCUUCAAUAUGUAGAACUUAUUUUUGUAAUAUUGGCGUAAGUCGAAGUUUAAUUAAAAGGAAUAAUAUGAUCUCAUAUAUUCAAACCUCAAUUUGUUUGCGAUUGAGAUUUAGUUGUUUUUG